GUUCUAUUUCUUGUUUCGAUGAACCAAGAAAAACGUCCUUUCUUUGAUGUUCAACGUUGUUUGAAAGAACUGAAAACAACACCCAAAAAAGUACCUGUUUCUUCACCUGUUGAAGUUGCCUGUUUCUCCAGGUUAUCUGCAAGUCAUUACGUUCCUUGUAGUAGACAAGCGUUAAAGACCUUGAAGAUUCCACAAGUUCCGAGUUGCUUGAAUCAGGGUUACGAGAGCUUUAUCCCAAAAGACCAAAGCUCUUCCAUUAGUUUAUCUCCUGUACGAGAGAGCCUAGAGAAAGCUUUCGUGAACGUUGAUGAUUCCAUCCAGUUUCUCACGUUUCGUAACAAUUUGAAUAAAAUAGCUUUAACGCCAUACAACACUGAGGAGAGUUGGAAGAUGACGAGUCAUUUGGAGAACAAUUUGAUAGUGUUGAAUAUAUGUCCAUCGGAGGAACUUGAGCCGGUGACAGAUAGAGACAAAUAUUUUGCCUAUUGUGGUUACAAGUUUGAACACCUUUGUUGUGAGAGCGAUGACGUUGUUGUGGAUGCCAAUCAAGAGUUUUGUAGUAUUGUAAAAACUUCUAUUGGAAAGCAUACUUUGUUGAUAUCAGCACAAGUAGAUUGUUGGGAUGCUUAUCAUUUAUGGAGCAAAGAUAAUCGAGCAGAAUAUCCGAUUUGUCAUUAUGUUGAAUUGAAAACCAUGAAGAAAUGGAAAAAGGAGCAAGUGAUUCCUGAUUUCUAUCAAAGAAAGUAUCUUCGAUAUUGGGUUCAGUGUUUUCUUGCAGGAAUUCCACAUCUUUUUAUAGGUUAUCGAGAUGACCGAAGAAAGAUGUUGAUGGAAACGGAAUAUAUUCCAGUUGAUCGCCUUCCUGAGAUAUGUCGCGAAUCGUGGGAACCUCAUAUUUGCUUAGGGUUUAUGGAUUCUUUUUUAUACUUUGUAUUCAGUAUGCAUCGAGCCUUUCCAAGUAUCGUGAUUUUAUGGGAAUAUCAACCAUCUGCACAAAAGAUAUGGAUAAACUAUUGAGAGACAUUUUAACAAAGGAGAGAAGAGACAAAACAUCA
Molecule: messenger RNA, 1055 nt
Organism: Galdieria sulphuraria
Lineage: Eukaryota; Rhodophyta; Bangiophyceae; Galdieriales; Galdieriaceae
Product: glycine-rich protein
Exons: 1
Coding region: 19-1017 (332 amino acids)
Biological process (GO): NAD-cap decapping; nuclear-transcribed mRNA catabolic process
Cellular component (GO): nucleus; cytosol
Molecular function (GO): mRNA 5'-diphosphatase activity
Source: RefSeq, a predicted model, not a curated record